AUGUCUAAAACAAAUGACUACCCAAAAAGUUCUACAAUUACAGUAAAAACAUCAAGUAAUACAUUUACUUAUAAAAUUAUUCAAGAAGGAAUAUAUCCUAGUAAAGAGAUUCUUGUCUAUACAUCAAAACCAAAUCAGUAUAGAAUUCUUCAUAAUUAUAUAGUUGAAACAACUUAUGGAAGAGGCAAAUUACAACGAACUAUAACAUGCUCAAUUCAAUAUGAGGACAAUAUGCCAGUAUUUAAAAUUGAAUUUUUAUUUGGCAAUA
Molecule: messenger RNA, 268 nt
Organism: Racocetra persica
Lineage: Eukaryota; Fungi; Glomeromycota; Glomeromycetes; Diversisporales; Gigasporaceae
Source: the annotation of a GenBank genome assembly